Dentiscutata erythropus is the source of this 176-nucleotide messenger RNA. The record is from the annotation of a GenBank genome assembly. NCBI's taxonomy places the organism in Eukaryota, Fungi, Glomeromycota, Glomeromycetes, Diversisporales, Gigasporaceae.
AUGUGCUCACUAAACAUCCGAUUGGAAGAUUUGGCCGCAUCGUUAUCAACCAAAGACGUGUUAAAAUUAUCACGGAUGAUUCUUGAGAAAGCCAAAUCUGAGAAAGAUGGUACAACUUCUACGAGUUCGAGUAAUACCAUGACUGAUCAACCUUCGAUGCUUCCAGAUGGUUACAU